AUGCCCCGUCCUGGACCUCCUCCUCCCCGUUCUGGAUCUGGGCGCCCACGGCGCCCCGACACCGUCGCUGGAGCCACCGCGCCGCCACCUCGCCGGACACCAUCGCCUACGUCCACCCCGUCGCCGGACCUCGUCGCCCCGCCGCACGUCGUCCCUGUCCUCCUCCCCGACCCCCGCUGCCCAGUCCCCUACGAACCCCCCGUGAGCUCCGCCGUUCGUCCCCUCCCUUCUUCUCUGAUUCGCAUCGCCAUCGCCCGCCUGUGCCUCGACGCUGCCGAGCCCGGACCUGCUCCGGACGAACCCGUCACCCCUCCCUCACCGCGCCUUCGCCACCGCUGGCCCACUGCUGCGCCCCUCCCCGCUGCUACCUUGCUGCAGCUCGCAUACCGGCGCCCCGACCGCGCCCUACCCGCCGAGCCCACGUCCCGCGGCCGAGCCGCCUGGCUCCGCUGCGUGCACGCCGCAUGCACACGCGCCCUCGAUGUGUGA
Aegilops tauschii subsp. strangulata is the source of this 489-nucleotide messenger RNA. The record is from RefSeq and is a predicted model, not a curated record. Lineage: Eukaryota; Viridiplantae; Streptophyta; Magnoliopsida; Poales; Poaceae.